Panonychus citri (citrus red mite) is the source of this 1016-nucleotide messenger RNA. RefSeq lists its product as uncharacterized. The transcript has 2 exons. Lineage: Eukaryota; Metazoa; Arthropoda; Arachnida; Trombidiformes; Tetranychidae. The record is from RefSeq and is a predicted model, not a curated record. Bases 223 to 897 code for a protein of 224 amino acids.
ACGAUUGUCAUUACAAUCAUUUAUUUAAUCAACACUUAUUUAAUCAAGUUAAUUGUGACAAGAUUGAAUGAUGAACAAUAACAAUUGGGAUCCAGUCAAUCUUUUCAAUUCAGUUCUUUAUUGAUUCCGUUUCCUUUUCUGCUCAUCUGAUUACUAACAUUCAACAUCAUCAGGUGUUUAUUUUAAUCAUCUUUUUUAAUUGUCUAAUUUGCUCACAUUGUUAUGGUAAUGUCUAGUGUAACCAUGAAAUCGAGUCAAAUGAGAGAGGUUGAUUUCAUUUCCAAACUAAUCAAAUAUGGACCAGUAUUGACACGACAUUUAUUGACCAGUAAAAUUGACCAAUUGCUCAGAAUCUUUCGAUCUGAAAUGAGUCAACCCGAUUGUGAUACAAGUAAAAUCGAUCUUUGUUCAAUUGCAAUCGAAACUCUGGUCCUACUUAACGAGUCAAUUGCUUACACCUACGAUCGAUUGGAUCGACUUGGUGGAGAUGAAAUCAGAAAAUUUGAUCAACUAAUCUUGGACCAAUAUGAAAACAUCCUGAGUGUCCUUUGUGAACAAUCAGAUUACCAUGAUGACCAUUACCUGAAACCAAAUAAUUUGCUGGCUAAUCUAUCCUACAAAACAGCGGAAACCAUUAAAAAUCAAGCUCUUAAUCUGAUUAACCAAUAUAAAGCUGAUGUCGCCUUAAUCCUUUCUUGUGAAAAUCUUACACCAAAUUGUGACCUUACAGUUUUAGCGAGUAUUGUUAUCGUGAAAUUAGAUUCACUUCAUCAUGAAAUGUCCAACAUAACGAUUCCCGAUGAAACUACAAGGUACGAGUUCAAACAUUCAAUGUACUUUGCCUUACAACUUUCCAUUAAUCGACUUAAUUUUAUACUUAAUCUGUUGUUCCUUUAAUUUCGUAUCUUAACAUUCACAAUUUCUACUUAAAUCCUUUUAAAUUGAAUCUCCUAACUGACCAAAUAAUCCAAAUAAUUUUCCUAUCAUCAAGUCAAUAAAUUACUUUUGAAUUUUAA